AUGGCCUAUCUGGGUACUAAUGGCGAUUCGGACGCGACUGAGCAACAAUUGCUGCGUUUGGGCUGGCUUCUGCUCCAGUUCGAGGAGGAUUACGAUUCCUGUGAUGGAGGCUCUUUAACCAUGACGGACUGUCAACGGCUAGUUGUUGGCACGGCAACCAUGUGCCACCUCAUAUCGAACUAUACCAAAUGGGCUUCGCUGCAGUAUAUCGCGGUGCACACAAAGACCUCUUAA
This is a messenger RNA of Penicillium maclennaniae, 234 nucleotides long. RefSeq lists its product as uncharacterized. The record is from RefSeq and is a predicted model, not a curated record. The coding region runs from base 1 to 234 and encodes 77 amino acids. The transcript has a single exon. Lineage: Eukaryota; Fungi; Ascomycota; Eurotiomycetes; Eurotiales; Aspergillaceae.